AUGCCUCCACCUCAAAUUAAACAAGACCUUAACCGGUCUGGGUGGGAGACGACCGAUUUCCCCUCCGUCUGUGAAAAUUGCCUUCCUGAGAAUCCUUAUGUGCAGAUGCUCAAAGAAGACUACGGUGCAGAAUGCAAGAUUUGCACUCGACCCUUCACCAUCUUCCGUUGGAAAGCCGACCGCACGGCGCGCACUAAGAGAACCAGUAUCUGCCUGACCUGCGCUCGUUUGAAGAACUGCUGUCAGUGCUGUAUGCUUGAUUUGUCCUUUGGCCUUCCUAUAGUUGUGCGUGACGCUGCACUGAAGAUGGUUGCACCUGGUCCCGAGAGUACAAUCAACCGCGAAUACUACGCUCAGGGACAUGAAAAGGAAAUCGAAGAAGGACGUGGGGCGAUUGAAGAAUAUGAAAAGACGGAUGAAAAGGCUCGCGAGCUACUACGGAGACUUGCAAACAGCGAACCUUACUAUAGAAAACCCCGGCAAACCGAAACUCCUCGCGACGAAGAUAGUGCUGGACCCUCGACGGACGCACCUGUGGUACAUAGCCGCUAUGGAAAUGGACCAGGGCCUAUUCGGACGAGCGACAGCAGAAGAGGAGCCCCGCUACCUGGUAGAGGACGGGGACCUAUGCGUGGUGGCCGCGGAAGUCGUCCAUUCCCCGGUACUGCGCAGGUGCCCCCAUCUCGGGAAGAUAUCCUCCCGCCUGCGGAUCCAAACGUUACCACUCUAUUUGUUACGGGUGUCGAGGAUGAUCUUCCCGAGCAUUCCCUGCGUACUUUCUUUACGGAGUUUGGCCAACUCCGGUCUUUGGUUUGUUCUCACAGGGCACACUCUGCCUUUGUGAACUUUGCUACUCGCGAGGCUGCUGAAGCGGCCGCGCAACACUGCCAAGGGAAGGCUGUUAUCCAGGGUUGUCCGUUAAGGAUUCGAUGGGGUAAACCUAAGGCCCUGGAUAAUAUGGACCGGGAAGAGCGUAUGAAGCAUGCGCGAGAAGGACGUCAGGCUGUCGGGACAGCCCGAGGAGGGCCCUCUGGAAAUAAGGCUAUCACAGCGGCUGGGGAGGAGGUAGAUAAACCGGAGGAACCCCGGAGCAUUGUUGUUGCUCCUCCUCCGGGAAGUGGCGAGGUCCAGUAUUCCAGCUUGUCUGGUGAUUAA
Messenger RNA from Aspergillus tanneri, 1155 nucleotides. It is a transcript of the gene slt11, whose product is annotated as Pre-mRNA-splicing factor ECM2. Gene Ontology annotation, molecular function: U6 snRNA binding; pre-mRNA binding. Bases 1 to 1155 code for a protein of 384 amino acids. The transcript is spliced from 2 exons. Gene Ontology annotation, cellular component: U2-type catalytic step 2 spliceosome; Prp19 complex; U2-type catalytic step 1 spliceosome. The record is from RefSeq and is a predicted model, not a curated record. NCBI's taxonomy places the organism in Eukaryota, Fungi, Ascomycota, Eurotiomycetes, Eurotiales, Aspergillaceae.